AUGUUUAAGGAUAAGCAGGAAAAAGACAGAAUAUAUGUCAACCGAAUUGGAUGGCGACCAGCAAACCACAAUCAAAUUAGGGGGAGGAAACAUCAAAAGGGUCCAUUAAUUCAAGUACCUUGCUCAGUGAUUGACAAUGAGGGGAACAUGGAAGAGGAAAUUAACAACCGGAUUCAGUGUGGUUGGAACAACUGGAGGAAGGUGUCCAGCGUCAUAUGUGAUAGUAAAGUCCCUAUAAGAUUAAUGGGCAGAGUGCACAAGGCAGAGGUCAGACCAGCAAUGACAUUUGGAUUUUGGAUUAGAAGCAGCACCACUAAAGAAAACAGAGGGCAGCAAGUUGGACGUAGCCGAGAUGAGGAUAUUAGGUGGAUGAGUGGAGUAACCAAACUGGACAGGGUUAGAAAUGAAUAUAUUAGGGGUACAUUGAUGAUCACUGAAGCAUCAAAGAAAGUGGAAGAGGCAAAGUUAAAAUGGUAUGGUCAUAUGAUGAGAAGAGGAGAGUAA
This is a messenger RNA of Macrobrachium nipponense, 504 nucleotides long. RefSeq lists its product as uncharacterized. The record is from RefSeq and is a predicted model, not a curated record. NCBI's taxonomy places the organism in Eukaryota, Metazoa, Arthropoda, Malacostraca, Decapoda, Palaemonidae. The transcript has a single exon. Bases 1 to 504 code for a protein of 167 amino acids.